GAUUAUUGCCCCAGUAGGGCAGACCGCAAGUCCAGACAGCAUGUGUUCAAAUAUUUUUAGAAAAUAUCCUAUUUUCUUCCUCUUUUGGGUUCCUGAUUGGACUGAUUCACUAAAAAGUUGAUGCUUUCGUUGUGUUUAUGUUUGUGUGCAGGUAUUCACUAAUAUUCACGCUGGGAAUCACACAAACACAUUAGGAAUCUUAGUGUUUAUUUGGGUAAAUCGUAUCGAUUGCACACAUAUUUUUCUGCCAACUAAGUGAAACAGAAGCUUCAGUUUAUCAAAUAUAUUUUGCUAUUUUGAUAGUUCGGUCAUUAAGUUUCGAACGGAAAGAAGAGUCUGGGCACAAAAGCUGAAGGUUUUCACGAAUACCUAACAUCAUUCACUGUAAGGAAGUUAUUAAAGUUAAUUAGAUCACUUCUUAAGGCAUUCACUCUAUCAGAAAGAAAAGCAAUCAUGUUCACUUCAACUAGCCCCAUAAAUAAUAACCUCAUGGUGCCCAGUACUGUAUCGUCUGCAUCAAGUGACAUUAUUAUUUCUUCAACUACUGGUGUUCCAGCUAAUUUCAACAGUCCCAUUGGCUCAUCAACUGCUCAACCAUCCGGAGUUACAUAUACAAAGGACCAUGAAGACAUUCAGUUUUCCAACACAACAUCUACAUGCUUGAAUCCUGUAGCAGACAUCUGUACCAAAGUAAUCAAUGAAGUUGAAGCAACCAAUAUAUUAGAUCCAAUUAACUCACAUCAGGUUGCCUCACUGGAAGCUGCUGUAGCAGCAGCAGCUGCGGCCUUGGUUGUCUCAUCGAAAACUUCUACAAUAAUAUCACCGGUUUCUACUUAUGGUGAUCCUGUUAACCACCCAGCUCACCUAACUGACUUGUCAACGAAAGAUGCUAGUUCUAAUGCUCACGUACAAGAUAAAACAGAAACGAGCUACUCAUUUACUUCAUCAAGCUCUUCUAUAACUCAGAAUCAUAAAGUUCCAUUAUUUUCCUUAUGUGGAGAUUUAAACUUGCCGCUGAUUACUUCAACUGCAAUCACAUCUAGUGCUUCUCCUUCAGUCACUAGUUCCAUCAUGAAUUCCGGAACAGCAGCCGGUUUAGCAGCUAAUCUGGUCAAUGUUGGACCUAAACGUCUCCAUGUGUCUAAUAUUCCAUUUAGAUUCAGAGAGGCAGACCUUCGUCAGCUUUUAGGACCAUUUGGUACAAUAUUGGAUGUAGAAAUUAUCUUCAAUGAACGUGGUUCCAAGGGUUUUGGUUUCGUCACAUUCGCAACGGGCGAAGAAGCUGAUCAUGCAAGAGAAAAUCUAAAUGGCACGGUAGUUGAAGGCAGAAAAAUUGAGAUUAAUAAUGCUACUGCACGGGUUAUGACAAAGAAAAAGUCUGAAUCACCUACACUCCUGAAAACAGCAACAACGCUUCGAGGUGUCAGAGCCCUUGUACCAAGUACGUCUUCGACAGCUGCGAUAGCUGCUGCUGCUGCUGCAUUGCGUGGUGCAGCAGGGAUUACAUGUGGAUUACCAGUAGUUUCAAUGCCAACACCCGGCAACCUAGCAUCCAUGGUUGUUGGUUCAGGACUUGGUGGACUAUUACAGAACCAAGCUUGUUUUGCAGCCACUAACCCAACACUCACAAAUAUAGCUGCUAUGCCUGCUGGUAAUACUUUUAAUGCGAAUCAAGCUUUAUUAGCAGCUGCGAUGGCAAGUGCUUCAGGAACACCCGUAAAUUACAAUCCUGCAGCUGCAGCUGCAUUCUGUUUAGCUGGAGCUGACCCAAACACCGCAGCUUUACUUGCUAGUUAUGCUGCUGCAGCGUUCGGAGGGAUUGGAAGUCCAAGUCCUGGAUGCCUUGGGACCAAUAAUGGGCCCGUUAGUGGAACUACACCAUCAACCGCCAUCCAAACGUUUGGAUCACCGUCUCAAGCACCCGGUUUGACAAAUUCCUUGGCUGCUAUGGCAAUGUUCCCCCAAACGGGAACUCUUUUAGGACCGAAUGGUCAUACACCACUGGUUCAGUGGUUUGAUCCUAGUUCAAAUAUGGGUGUUGAACUAGAGUUACAGCAUCGUAUCCAACAGCAACAGCAACAAAUUCAAGCAAACCAAAGGGCUCUAGCAGCGGCGGUAGCUGCUGGUUUUACUCCUGUAAGUCUUCCUGCCACGAAUACGAUCGAAAACUUGACGGGGUCGAUUUCAGGGAAUCCAGUUGGAUUGUGUGGAGCCUUUUCACCUUCUCAAGCAGCUGCAGCUGUAGCUGCAAAUAUGUUGAGGGCUUUCUCAAACUCAACGAAUUCGUUUAAUGCUACUAAUCUAACGUCUAACAGAUCUGUCACAAGCAACUCAAAUGUACUUGUUAGUUCAGCUUCCGGUUCUCAGAAUGCUACUGCUGUACAAAUUCAGGCAAAUGGUGCUCAUACCUCAAUUUCUGCCAGUCAAGUCGCAGUCAGUGGGUCAAAUACACCAGGAGUAGUCCAGGCCUCACUUUCUGGAACAAAUCAACCUGCAAUCGCUGCUGCAGCUGCGGCAGCUGCAGCUGUAGCUUCUCAACAUUUUCCCACACAAACAUCAGUUAGUCCAACAGUGAUGUCGUAAGUAUAUGGUUUCAAAUCAGGUGUUCGUUAUAUUGUUUAAAUGUCUUAUUAUUAUGCAGAUCAUUAGUUAACACUGAUUUGAAAGGUUUUGGUUCAAGGUUUACUGGUUUAUUUAUAUAUUCUCCAAUACCAGCAAUAUGAAGUAUGUUGUUUGAUCAACGAAUUGUAGUCUUUAAAUUCAGUCAGAUAGGCUGGAUCAAACCAAAAGAAGCAACAAAAGUUGAUGCUUAGUGGUUGUAGACUAUACUGGUUUGUGAAAGUAAAUUAUCUCAUCGUAAACCUAACUGCCAUCAUUUAUCAUUUGCAAAUACAAUAUAAUAAAAAUAUUACACCAAUUCUCGAUAUUCAACUAUAAAGUGAUACUGAUACCUUUCAAUGUCACAUUUUCUUGUUGAUUUUUGACAAAAUAGGGGUGUUUUUAAACGGCGACAUUAUUUGCUAACACAAUCUAUUGUCAGUUAUACAUUGGUUAAAAACUGAGUUGACUGAUUAGGCUUAUUUCCUAUUUCAUAACAGCUUUUACCCAUAACUGGUCCUCAGAACGUAAUUAGAACUAUCAGUCUGGGUGACCAAUCUGACACACAGAAGUUUUAUCAAGGACGUUUGAAUUAGGUUUCUGUUAAAGGCAUUUCCUACUCAUAUCUACUACUUUGAAAUUUUUAAAUCAUCGUUUUAUGAAAAUCCAAUUAGUGACAUCGAUUCCCACCUGUGGGAUUGUGGAUGAGCAUUGCUAAGGAAUCCCAUACUACGACAAAAAGGCCGUCUAGUGUUCCCAGGUUUUCACUGGUGGCCUAACAUUGAUCAGUUCAUAAUUUCAAUGAAAAUUGAAGGCUAUUAAACAUAUACUCUUUUACUACUUAUAGGAGGUGCAUCUGUGUAUCAAGUCGAAGCAAAGGUCAUGACUCUUCUACAGAUAAUGUCAUGUUGUUUAUUCUUAGUCCUACCUUCGGAAAAAUGUAAAAUAUUUAGGAAAUUGGUGAUACAGUGAUCCAAAUAAUGUCUUACUGAAACUCGUCACUUGGAACUCUACUGUUUUAUAACUCAUCAAAAGAGAAACUUUAUCUGAAGUUCAUUUUAUCAUGAGUGUGAUGCACUGACAUAUGUUAUUGUUUAAUGACCCAAAUGGUAGAAGAACAGUUUCAACUGUCAGGUUAUUUGCGCCACUAGAUUAUUUACCGGAUUUAAAUGCAGCAGCUGCCGCAGCAGCUAGUAUGGACCCUUAUCUAAAUAGACUUGCAGCGGGCUAUGCAAUAAACAAUGCAGUGGUCACUACACCUGCAAUAUAUCGAACUAACUCAAGCUAUCAACGUUUCUCGCCUUAUUAAAAUCGAAUGUACUUCCAUCAGCCUUUGUUCGUUUUCGUUAUAUAGCUAGCCUUAUUAGGUGGAAUGCACUUCUGCUAAUAUUGAUUAUUAGUUGUAAAGCUCAUUUUAUACAGUUAUAAUCAUCUGCUCGUGUUUAUUUGCCCUUAUUUAUUUCCUGUUAGUUUUGGUGUGCAUUGCUCGUCUAAAGAAAUUGAUUCGACGCAUAAAUAGGAUAGAUUGACGUGCUUACAAAAUGCAGUAAUUUAUUCUCCCUUUGAGAUUGGGGGUCUUUUUUUACCUACCGUGAUUGAUUGGUAUUAUUAGGUUAUGCUGAAUAUCCAGAAUGUGUGGAAAGGAAGGUACAUAUGAAAAAUCAAAGUAUAUCGGAGGCAAUUUCUUGUGAAUGUAAUAUAUGAAAUGCACAAAGCAACACCUGUUGCUUGUCCGUCUACUCAGUUUGCUUGCAUAUCUUACUGUUGAGAGUUGAUAACUUCCAACUAAACAAAAAGUACACAUUUCAGGUACUUUUUGUUUAGUGUUAAGUACAUCUUUGUGUUUGGUGCAUGCACUCCAAUUUUGAAAUGUGACUGAUUAUUGCUACUGUUGCCACUUUCUGCUACUUCUAAUACUGUUUGUGUAUAUCACUUUACAAGUAUGUGCUCAUGUAUGUCUACUUAUGUUUUUAUACAUAAAAUUUAAAUUCUGUUUUUGAUGAUGACAGUGAUGGUACGGAUUUUAGUUUCUUUUGUUAUCUCUUAAAAUUCUAAUAAUUUGCAUUUAAAAACAUGCACAUGCCUGGUGGGAUAAAAUAACUUUCCUAUCUCUUAUUCUCUUCAUUUUCUAACACCUACCUAUUUUUGUUAUUAUUUCUACUGAAAUAAUCAAAUACGCUGAAUGCCUAAACAUUUACUAAUGAUGCCUUGUUAUAUAUGCUUUCUGCAAUAAAUAAAUAAGGUAACAUUUUUCUCCAAGAAAGGCAGAGUUGUGUAUACGUCUAUUUUGUUUUGAUUGAAAUGAGUUGAGUGAAAUAUAGGUUUCUUCUGCUCCAUUUAUUCGUUCGUUAGUUGGUUUGUUGAUCUGUUUGCUUUUGUCAAACUUAACUAGUAAUUUUAAUAGUAUUAUGAGAUUUAUAUGCUAUUUAUAAUCAAGCAUGUGAUAUGUUUUAACCAGUAACCAUAUAAUGUUAAACCAACAAAUAUCUUUGUAGCAUUUUGAUUCUCGUAUUCUCAUACAUACGUGUUUUCGAAGUGUACCUAUCAGUUCACUUGACGUCUGUGAAAGUUUGUUACCAUUUCUCUUUAUUAUGUUGAGAAACAUCAUUCUUAUUUGAGUGGUUUGUUUUAUAUUUUCUUUGAAGGUAUAAUCUAUAGUAUUUUUAUUAUUAUUUGUCUUCUUUGACUACUAUUGUACUACAUCAAUGUUCUACGCUACAUAUUAUUUCAUACAUUGUAUUUUCCUCAUAAUUAUUAUUUAUUAGUGACUGAAAAAUUUCUUUAUAACUGCAAUUUUUUUACUUUUUAAAUGAGUUGUGAUUACUUCAUUGUCCAAGUCUUUUCCUUUUUGUUUCUAUAUCUACUUAUCUUUAUUUCAGUAAACAAAAAAAAUGAAAUAAAAUUAAUUCACUUAUCC
Molecule: messenger RNA, 5515 nt
Organism: Schistosoma intercalatum
Lineage: Eukaryota; Metazoa; Platyhelminthes; Trematoda; Strigeidida; Schistosomatidae
Source: the annotation of a GenBank genome assembly